Aspergillus melleus is the source of this 1857-nucleotide messenger RNA. RefSeq names its product sugar porter family MFS transporter. Lineage: Eukaryota; Fungi; Ascomycota; Eurotiomycetes; Eurotiales; Aspergillaceae. Gene Ontology annotation, molecular function: carbohydrate:proton symporter activity. The transcript is spliced from 2 exons. Gene Ontology annotation, biological process: carbohydrate transport; transmembrane transport. The record is from RefSeq and is a predicted model, not a curated record. Gene Ontology annotation, cellular component: membrane. Bases 1 to 1857 code for a protein of 618 amino acids.
AUGUCGAGCCCGUCUGUGAACGAAAAAAAUGGAGGGGACCUCUUUCCCCACUCACAGCACCUGCAAGACCAGUCAUCCGACUCUUCCCCAACACGCAAUGCCAGUAAGGAGGAGCGUAUGAAAUAUGAACAUCGGCGGGCCAGGAGCGGCAGUAAAAUGGAUAAGUGGUUUGGGUGGAUGCAAGAGCUGCCUGAAUGGAAGUACCGUGGCAAAGCGUUGGCUGGCAGGACACUGAACUGGUCCAUUGGUUUCAUUGCCAGCUGUGGUUUCCUCAUGUUCGGGUAUGAUCAGGGUGUACUCAGCGCUCUUCUCACGUUGGACUCCUUCCAGGAAACGUUGUCACUCAUGACGCCACGAGAGAAAUCCAACGAUCUCUGCUGGCUGGACAACCCGGAUAACACCAUUCCUCAUCCUGACCACUGCAAAGGAGAUGCCAAUACGCAGGCGGCCGGAGUCGCCAUCUAUCAGAUUGGGUGCUGGCUGGGCUCGCUGGUGAUUCUGGCGUAUGGGGAGAAAUGGGGCCGAAAGUCGUCCACCUUCUGGGGCUCGUUGAUCAUGAUCAUUGGAACUGUCAUGCAAGUCGCUUGCUUCGAGUAUGGGCUGUUUGUUGCUGGCCGUGUUGUCGGAGGCAUCGGGAACGGCAUGGUUACUUCCACUAUCCCAACAUGGCAGAGCGAAUGCGCUCGUCCUCACCAACGUGGCGUUCUUAUCAUGCUGUCGGGCGCCUUGAUCUCUGCCGGUAUCAUGAUUGCUUACUGGGUGGAUUAUGGCUUCUACUUCUUGGAAGGCUCAGUCCGCUGGCGCUUCCCUCUGAUGUUCCAAUCGUUCUUCACAAUCAUUGUCAUGAUCGGUCUACUUUAUCUUCCCGACUCUCCCCGAUGGUUGAUCAUGAAGGGUCGUCACACCGAAGCCCGCGACGUCACCGCUCGUCUAGUGGACAAGCCGGAGAAUGACCCGGCCGUCGACGAGGAACUACGCAACAUCAAAGAGGCCUUAGAAGCCCAAAGUCGAGACGGGCCCUUCAGGUAUCGGGAGUUGCUCACUAAUGGACCCUCCCAGAACUGCCGCCGAGCAGCACUGGCUAUGGUGGCGCAAUUCUUCCAGCAGAUCUGCGGUAUCAACCUGAUCACAUACUACGCCACGUUCUUGUUCGAGAACUCGCUCGGUUUCGGACCCGACAUGGCUCGAUUACUUGCUGCUUGUAACGGGACUGAGUACUUCCUCGCCUCCUUAGUAGCCUUGCCGCUCAUCGAACGAACUGGUCGCCGAAAGUUGAUGAUGAUUGGAGCCUUUGGCAUGAUGGCUUCCAUGGCCAUCCUCGCGGGGACGGUGUCCACAGGUACUACGCUGGAAAACGGUGCUCCUCAGCUUGAGACACGCUAUGGUAUCACAGCUACUGUCUUCCUAUUUGUUUUCAACUCUUUCUUCGCCAUCGGCUGGCUCGGCAUGACCUGGCUAUACCCAGCAGAAAUCACCAAUCUCCGAAUCCGCAUCCAAGCCAACGCCUUGUCCACCAGUUCGAACUGGAUGUCCAAUUUCCUGAUUGUGAUGAUUACACCUCCUGCUUUCGCGAAUCUAGGCUAUCAAACCUACAUCAUCUUUGCUGUCUUCAACGCCGCCCUGAUCCCCUGUGUCUACUUUUUCUUCCCGGAAACCAAGGGCCGCACCCUGGAGGAGUUGGACGUCGUAUUCGCUAGCGCCAGCGCACAGGGUAUCUCGCCAGUGAAGCAGAGUUCUCAAAUGCCUCAUCUGGUCGGACAGGAUCUUGACCGUGAAUUGGCCCGCUACUUUGGCAUCGGCAGUGACGAAGAGACCGUCAGAUCUACUGAGAAAGUGGAGAGCACCCACGACAACUGA